ACCUGAUGAGCUUCUUUCAGUGUGUCUUUCUUUUCUUAUAUUCUUGUCCAUUUAAUAAGAUUAAAUUUAAUAUUUAAACACGGUAUGUACCGUAUAAACCGCUUUAAAAACGAAAGAGGAAGUAAUACUCGUCCGCCAAACAAAAUGGCGACGGGUGGGUGUGAAGUAACCUCUGAUGAGAUUUUUAACUUUAAAUGUACACCUUGUUCUAAAAUUAGCCGACAAAGAGAAGCCGUGAAAUAUUGUGUGGAAUGUCAGGGAUACUGUUGUCAGUCGUGUGUUGACAUGCACAAAGCAUUUCCUGCUAUACAAAGGCAUAAACUGCUCGAUAAAUCAAGCUUCAAGACGGUGACUUUGACAACAAACCUUCCAAGUGUUCCUACAGAGAUAUGUACCAUACACGAGAUAAAGAUUCUGGACAUGUAUUGUGGUAACCAUGACGUUGUUGGAUGUACGAGCUGUAUGGCGCUACAUCACAGGAACUGCACAGAUGUCCAGCUUGUGUCUGAUGUUGUCAAAACUAUGUUUAAGAAGACAGACGCGGAUGAAGCUCAUCUGAAAUUACGGGAGAAGAAUAUGGCAAUGGAGAAGAUUAAAACAUCCAGAGAAGCUCUUCUUGAAGAGUUAAAUAAAUCAAAAACGGAUGCAGUCAAUGAAUUAAAAGCAUUUAGAGCAGAAAUGGAAACGAUGCUUCAAAAAAUGGAAAAGGAAUCGAUAAGAGAAGUAGAUAAGGAAUACCAAACAAUGAAUGCAAUGCUGCUGGAAGAGAUAAAAGAAUCAGAAACCCAGAUUAUAGGGCUCGAGCGAGUUGCGGACAACAUUAAACAAUCUGACGGAAAUGUAGCCCAGCAGUUUGUUUCCAUAAAAACAGCACAAAAGAUAAUUGCCCAGACUGACGCUAUUAUGAACUCUUUCGAUGCACACACACAUGCAAAGGUAUCAUUUGCUGCUGACGAAAAUGUUUUGGGAUUCCUACAAAAACUGAAGACGUUAGGGUCCGUCAAUAGGUAUACAGCCUACACAGUCAAGGCAACCAGAGAAAUGAAUAUCAGAGCACAGAGUGACAAAUCAACCUGUACUGUAUACGGGUCAUGCUUAACACAAGGAGGCAAGCUACUACUACCCGACAACAGCAAUGCUAAGUUGAAACGUGUCGACAUUAGGAAACUAUCGGUAGAGGACUACUGUGGCCUUCCUUGUAGUCCUGUUGGUGUAUGUUGUAUAGGUAACCAGGAAGCAGUUGUGACAUUAGAUAACAGUACCAUCCAAUUUGUCUCCCUUGGCAAUCAGAUGAAACUAACACAUAACAUAAAGCUGGAUCAUUCCUGUUUCGGUAUUGCUUAUAGGGAUAACAAACUUCUGAUAACUGACAAUGGCACGUCACUGUAUAUACAUAACAUUGCUGGAACGCUGUUGCAGACGAUAUCCAAAGACAGUUCCGGAAAUUAUCUGUUCACCAUGUGUCGCCAGAUUGCUUUCAGUGAUUCUGGAAAUAAAAUUUAUGUGGGUGACAAACAGAACAAUGUCGUCACGCUAAACAGACAUGGUGAACACUGUAGCAACUUUAUUGAUUCUGAUUUGGUCAAUGGUAGGGGUGUCUGCACAGAUAGAAAAGGGAAUGUGUUUGUAUGUGCACUAGAAUCAAAAAAUGUCAUGCAAAUAAGGCAAAAUGGACAAAAAGUUGGCAUUGUAGUAAAACCGUCAGAUGGACUGAUUCGACCCUGGUCCAUUACUUUUAGUCCAGAGAUGAAAACUUUAUUUGUUACCGAAUUUAAAAAUGACACCGUUAAAGUAUUUGAACUGCAGUAAUGCCAAUACUGUAAAAUUUAUUGACUUGCAUUAACAGUAUCUGAAAUAUGCUGAAUAAUUAUUUGUUCCCUAAGGGGUGAGAUACAUGUACAGUGUAGGAACAUGUUUUCAAGAGAAAGUAACGCGACACAAAACUAAUGUAUUUUAUUAACUAUUGAUAUUUUAUGCUAACGAUAAUGUUUUAAACAAUGUGACAAUAUCAUACUUUUUUUAAAGUAUAAUUUUGGCGUACUGGAGCUUGCUGCAGAAUACAAUGGAAAGAUAAUAAGGUCCUUUCAGUUUUCGGCCAGCAAAAUUCGAUUGUGAAGUACAAGAUUAAUAGUCUGAUAUCACUGUUUUAAAGAGAGCAGGGUAUAAAAAUAAAGAUGUAAGAUGUAUGAAUAGAAUAAAAAUUGUAUUACUUCAAUUAUACAUAUAAAUUAUAAAUUAUAAUACUUGCUUACAUAUCACUUUUGAAUACAUAAUUGUGUAAGUAUAUGUCUUUUUAAAACAUAGCUUAAGCAGUGCAUAUCAGGCUUUAUUUAAACUAUUUAUCGUGGCUGUAUGUAAAUUACAUUCAUUGCAUGCGAUUUAAAAGAACGUUCUGAAAUCCAUCGCGAUCAUUACUUUUUAUAAACAGUAAUAAAACCGUA
Messenger RNA from Mercenaria mercenaria, 2441 nucleotides. RefSeq lists its product as uncharacterized. The transcript has 2 exons. Bases 85 to 1809 code for a protein of 574 amino acids. Gene Ontology annotation, biological process: positive regulation of DNA-templated transcription. Gene Ontology annotation, molecular function: ubiquitin-protein transferase activity. Gene Ontology annotation, cellular component: chromatin; nucleoplasm. Lineage: Eukaryota; Metazoa; Mollusca; Bivalvia; Venerida; Veneridae. The record is from RefSeq and is a predicted model, not a curated record.